Messenger RNA from Lodderomyces parapsilosis, 2499 nucleotides. RefSeq lists its product as uncharacterized. The record is from RefSeq and is a predicted model, not a curated record. Gene Ontology annotation, cellular component: chromatin. Gene Ontology annotation, molecular function: DNA-binding transcription factor activity, RNA polymerase II-specific; RNA polymerase II cis-regulatory region sequence-specific DNA binding; zinc ion binding. Lineage: Eukaryota; Fungi; Ascomycota; Pichiomycetes; Serinales; Debaryomycetaceae. Gene Ontology annotation, biological process: DNA-templated transcription; regulation of transcription by RNA polymerase II. The coding region runs from base 1 to 2499 and encodes 832 amino acids. The transcript has a single exon.
AUGUCUCAGCCAUCGAAACGUGGCGCCGAAUAUGAUCCACCAAAGAAGAAGAAGCGGUCGCUUGGCCAUUUCCCAUGUCGUCAUUGUGACAAGGUGUUCACCCGCUCUGACCAUUUAGCCAGACAUAAUCUUAACCAUGAGCCAAAGGAGGUUUAUAUUUGUGACUUUCAAAUCGAAAUCAAUGGAAAAUUGCAACCAUGUGGCAAGAGAUUUGUUAGAAAGGAUUUGAAAGAACGUCAUCUCAAGAGACAUUACGAAUUACAAGAACUAGAUGCAUCAGGAAAACAUCUGGGGGUUUAUAAUUAUACUACUCCAUCCGUGAAUGAAUCGACGCCCGAGGGGUCAACUCAGGUAUUCCAGCGACCAACCACCACCAAUUCAUCAAUGCAGUCUCCUCAAUAUCCAUUGACAACCAAUUUAGCUACCAACACAAUGCCCCCUCAGUUUGAUCUAGACUCAUUAAGAAACAAUGGCACAACAUUGCCUCAAAAUGACAUUUUAACCUGGCUAUUUGACAUUCCUCAGUUUGAUUACAACUUGCACAGAGACAAUUCUCAAAGAACAAAUUUACCACCACCAUAUCAACACCCAUUACAACAUAAUGGAUCACCACCAUUUGUCCCACCUCCUCCACCAUUGGGCACGCUAGAAGACCAACUUGUUACUGCAUACGAUUUCAAUGUUUUCCCCAACGAAAACAACCCUUUAGAUGACUUACUAUCGAGACAAGUAAUAAUGAAAGAAGAUCAGAUGCGGAAACUAUCACAAGUCAGUGAUAGCUUGCCCACUUAUCUGAGUAUCACUUCAAACUCGUCACCUGCCACCAGUGAUACCAUCUUAGGACACGACGCUCAAGCAAGAGACACUGAAGACAGUAUUGAUUUUGAUCUUUUGGGGAUUACAAACUUGUUAGAGCUUAAUGUCGAGCAAGUGUUUGAAAUUUGCAAUGCAAAACGUUUGUCAAUAUAUUUCAAAAAUUAUUGGUCUACAUUUCAUCCUCAAUUCACUUUUAUGCAUGGCCCAUCAUUUGAUUUAAAGUCACAUCCACUUCUUUUAGCAUCGAUGAUCAUUGCCGGUGCGACGAGUUUUAAUAGUGGAGAAACUACUGAGCACCUGAUAGCACAACUAUUUGCAGAGGAAUUGCGUUAUGCUAUAUUCAAGCAUGAAGAUUUCCUCCAACUGAGGCCAUGGGUGAUACAAGCGUUGAAUAUACUUGAAUGGGUUGAGAAAAAUUUCUUAUCCAGAAGGUUUCAUCAACGAGGGCAUGUCCACCACGGUGCUACUGUUCAACUUUUACGGAGAAGUCCCAUGAUGGGAGGAAACCCUUCGGCUGUGAAACGAGCUACCAGCAAUGGAUCAACCUCAGCUGAGGAAAGCGAUUCCAACGUUGAAGAAGAAGUCAACACUGACAUGGAUCUUUAUAUACGAUGGGUGGAAUCUGAAUCAAUGCGAAGAAUUACAUUUAUGACGUUUUAUUUGGAUAUCACUGAUUACGUCAAAUUUAGGCACAACCCGCUUAUUGAGUUCAGUCAGCUCCAACUACUUAAUCUUCCAUGUGAUGAGCGCCUUUGGGAGUCCAUGUCAAUUAAUGGAUCAUUCAAAAAGUUGGCAAAACUUCAAAAGAAACUACAAACAAAACAAAAGACUUUUUUAACUGGAUUGAAAGAGCUUUUGAGAGGACAGUACCAAGCGUUGAAAUCUUAUCCUCUUUUCACCCAAAAGGUGCUUUUGGCUGGAUUAGUAUCGCUAAUGUUUCUGCAAAGUGAAAUGAAUAAUUCAUUAUUCAGAGUCAAUUCUAACAAGUCAUGGAAAGAUAAUGUAAUGACUACUUUUGAAUCAUGCCUUGAUAUUGUCCUGAAACUCGAUUACAAGUCGAUAUACCGGCCAUUUGACGUUUUCCACCUUGCUAGAAUAAUGGCAUGCGAUAUUAAUCACUACGAUCUUGCAAUUUUUGCUGGUGCUCCUGCUAAUCAAAGUGUUGCUGCUACAAAAAAGGAUAAAAGAAUUGUUGAACGCAAAAUGAAGAACGUUUGGUCUCACCAAAGAAGCCUCGAAUGUGUUGUUCAAAGCUACAAGUUUUUGUGGGAGGUUUUGUUGAAUGAGAAUAAUUGGGAUUCAAAUAAAAGUAGCGAUUGCUCAUUCACAUUGAGUCACGCGAUGUUGAUGUUGUGGUCAUAUUGUUUCGUAGUGUGUGGGAAGGAAAGCUCAUUGUAUCAGGAGUUUCCCCAAGAGGUUACAUAUAAUCAAAUGGCUGCAUUAAGUGCAGAAGAAGGGUAUCAUUAUUUAUCUAGAACAAGGGAGGAAUUUUACAAGGGGGGUUGCAGGUUGUCCUCCAUUACAAACAAGAAAAACAUUUCUGGAUUGUGUUUUCUAGUUGGAUCAAAAUUGAAAAUUAGUCAUUGGGAAGUGUUGAGAGAAUAUGCAAAAUUAAUUCUAAAUUGUGGUUUCAGAUCAAUUGGGAAAGAAACUGUCUUGUGUUUAGAUCUCUUUGAUAAUUGA